Molecule: messenger RNA, 3633 nt
Organism: Capronia coronata CBS 617.96
Lineage: Eukaryota; Fungi; Ascomycota; Eurotiomycetes; Chaetothyriales; Herpotrichiellaceae
Exons: 3
Coding region: 1-3633 (1210 amino acids)
Biological process (GO): protein transport to vacuole involved in ubiquitin-dependent protein catabolic process via the multivesicular body sorting pathway
Cellular component (GO): ESCRT-0 complex
Molecular function (GO): protein binding
Source: RefSeq, a predicted model, not a curated record
AUGCCUACACCACCCUUCAAGGUCAAGGCGGUCUUCGAAUACAAGUCCGAGGAGCCGGAUGAUCUGAACUUCGAGAAUGGCCAGAUAAUCACUGUGACGGCCGAGGAAGAUGCGGAGUGGUACGCCGGGGAAUACGUGAAUGCCGCUGGGGAGAAACUGGAAGGCAUAUUUCCGAAGAAUUUCGUCGAGAAAUACGAACCGGCCAUUCCUUCACGGCCAGCGCGAGCACCGAGACGUGCGCCGGUUGUUCCAGAAGCCUCCGAUCAGGCCCAAGAGCUUCCAGUGUCGCAGCCUGCCCCUCCGCUCAACGAGCACACUGAAGGUCCUCAGCCCGCCGAGUCUACGGAAGGCCACAGUCAAGAGGGAACAGAGACGAACAAGGAGAAAGAGACGCUCUCUAGAGAGGACGGGGGCGCGGUGGCAGCUGUGAGCAGACAGGCAGAACCCGAGAGCGCGGCGCCUCAUUCCCCAGCAUCAGGCUCCAAGGCUCCCCCUCCCGUUGCAGAGAAGCCAGUGUCGAGUUCGUUCAGAGAUCGGAUCGCUGCAUUCAACAAGCCCGCUGCUGCGCCAAUAACCCCAUACAAGCCAGCCGGGAGUUCGCCUUCCGGGUUUAUCAAGAAGCCCUUCGUUGCUCCUCCGCCUAGCAGAAAUGCCUAUGUUCCUCCGCCGAGGGAUGCUCCUGUCUCAAAAUCAACCCAGCGUGAGGAGGAUCCGAGUCAUGCUGAGGCGGAACAGAGGGAGGCCCUCGAUGUUCCCAGUCCUCAACAAGAUACCCAGGCGGACGAUCAACCCAAGCCGCAAAGCCUGAAAGACAGGAUAGCUCUACUACAAAAGCAGCAACUUGAACAAGCUGCCCGGAAUGCUGAAAAGAAGGAGAAGCCAAAGAAGCCGCUGAAAAGACGGGUGGAACCCACAGAGUCUGCCGAACAAACCCCACAAGCAGAAGCAGCCCUCUUGAAAACUGAGACCAACGAGACGGUCGGACGCUCAUCUGCGGAUUUUGAAGAGCAGCAUCAAGACUUGACACAUGAACCUCCGCCUCGCCGUCCAUCUAAUCUGGCCAGCCUCACACCGCAACCCCAGCCGUUGCGUGAGUUGGUGAGUGAUACCAACGAUGCCGAUGAUUCAGGAGCUGCAGAUGAGGAAGAUGCUCCGGAGACCUCUACUGAAGAAGAAAGACCAAGAUCCCAGGGCGCUGGUCAACCUCCAUCAGAGGUCGCCCAGCAUGACUCCGUCCUGGAUGAACCUGAGGCUGCAAACGAAGAUGAAGGGGAAGACGAUGCGGAUGAGGAUGAAGAUCCCGAGAUCCGCCGCAGACGUGAACUCAGAGACCGCAUGGCCAAGAUGAGCGGAGGUAUGGGGAUGAUGGGCAUGUUUGGGAGUCCAGGUCCCAUGGGGCAUCCAGGAGCCGGCAGGAAACCCAAGCCGGCAGACUCCAACAGGCAAACCACGGACCCGCAUGACCAGGAAGACCCCCAAGAGAGAGCUGCACCGGUGCGCAUGAUGGCAUUACCAGGUCUGUCAAGCGUUGGACCAAAGCGGCCUGAAGAGCCUGCCGCGGCGGACGACAGUGAGGAGGACGAGACCGCGGAGCCCACACCUCAAGGAAUUGGGCCUCAAUCGGAAGCAGACGACUAUGUUUCCCGACCACCGCAGCGGCGUUCCACGGAACGCGCUGCUCCGCCACCACUACCUCAAGACCGAGCGCCUCCUCCUGCGCCGCCGCGCGACACAGGUGCUGCACCACCACCUCCACCACCUGGCCCAAGAGCUGUGCCUCCAUCACCUCAAUCGCCCACGUCCCGACCACCGCCGCCGAUCCCUACAGGAGGGCUGUCAGCCCCAGGGGAGUCAUCCGAUGGCGAAGAUGAGGAUGGCCAAGGCACUACCGUGGACAGUGUUCCAGAAAAGUCUACCGGUCCUGAACCCCCGACCAGCCCUUCCGGUCUUCCGCCUCCUCCGCCAACGAGGGUACCAGAGCCUCCCAGACUGGAGAUUGGUGAAUCCGCCAAUCAUCCCGCAGGUGAGAAGCGAACCAGUCGCCCUCCGCCUCCGAUCCCAAUAAGCCCAACAAACGCAUCUCCUCUAUCUAGAGCUCCUCCACCUCCGCCACCGGGACUACCUCCUGGCCGCCGAUCAACAAGCGACUCACGACCAUUUACAACAGUUCAGCCACAGAGCGCCGAUGCCAGUGACGAGGACGAGGUUACGGAGUAUGACGGAGAUUAUGACACCGACAUUGCUUCAAGCGCAAAACACAAGGAUGCCUUGAAAUCUCAUAACAGAGAGUCGAGUCUGGAUGAGGGAAUGCUUACGGACGAUGCGACAAAACCACCAAAGAGCCCGCCCGUCCGGGCCGCGCCUCCAUUGCCUCCGGUUGCUGCACACCGCGAUGUUCCUCCUCCACCCCCUCCUCAGCCCGCCCCAAAAGCGAAAAAGUCCCUUGACGCUCCUCGCUCCGCCCCUCCACCAAUCCCUGGCCCGAGAGGGGACGAUGACGAUGACUACGACCCGUACAGAUAUUCUGCACCUCAACACGCCCCUCCAUCUACCCAUAGCAAGGGUCAGUACACACCAUUGCUGCAAUCGCCGAAAGAGGAGCUUGAAGAGGACGACAUGUAUGGUGCUACACCUGUGCAAAGUUCCAUACCGCCUCCACCGGCCGAUAGAAACCCUCCUCCUCCACCACCGCCGCCAGCCGAAAGAGGUGAUUAUUUGUCGACUAUGCCCCAGGCUGCGCCUCCACCGCCGGCAAUAUCACCACGCCAAUCUUUAGAUGCGAAAAGAUCUGCCCCCGGCUCUCGCCGUUCGGUGGACCAGUCGAGGGCCAGUAUUGAGCAAGGCUUCAUCGCUCAUGAUAUUGACUUAGGAAGGGAUUCGAUGUGGUGGGCCCAAGAGAACAUCCCUCCACCGUCUUUGCAGGGUAGAUCCGACAUUCUGUAUGAGAUGGAGACUACUUCUUCAUCCAAGCGUGGUGGUAGAACGACCAUUUCGCGAGACAUCUACGUCUUGUACAUGGACUAUUCCCAGACAACCAUCAACGCUAGUUUCGAUGCGGCAGAUCCAUCCCACGCUACACUGGAGCAAAAUCACGAGCGGCCACCGCAGCCGCCACGGCGCGACCAGCUCGAAGCGGCAUCGAGCCAGUAUGGCGCGCAGAUAGCUAGGGCCGCAGGGGCCCGCCUUGGUGCCACCGUUGGCGACGGUUCCCCUCGAUCUCUGGUCCUUGAACUGCUCCGACCACAUCCUACAGCCCUACUGCCAGUUGGCACAAGAGCUUAUGGCGCUCUCGUAUAUGCCAACUUGGGCAACGCCUCGACGCAGCAAUACGAUGAAAUUCGACCUGGUGACAUUGUGACUUUCCGGAAUGCAAGGUUCUCUGGGCAUAAAGGGGGCCUGCACGCCAAGUAUAGCGUUGACGUGGGCAAACCGGAACAUGUUGCUGUGGUGAUUGACUGGGACGGGACGAAGAAGAAGAUCCGGGCGUGGGAACAAGGCCGGGAUUUGGAGAAGGGAAAGCGAUCCAAGGUCAGGGAGGAGAGCUUCAAGGUUGGAGACUUGAGGAGUGGGGAGGUGAUGGUCUGGAGAGUAAUGCCCAGGACUUGGGUUGGUUGGGAUAGCGGCAAGUCGUGA